Messenger RNA from Pocillopora damicornis (cauliflower coral), 4332 nucleotides. Its product is annotated as short transient receptor potential channel 6-like. The record is from RefSeq and is a predicted model, not a curated record. Gene Ontology annotation, cellular component: plasma membrane; cation channel complex. Gene Ontology annotation, biological process: regulation of cytosolic calcium ion concentration; calcium ion transmembrane transport. Gene Ontology annotation, molecular function: protein binding; store-operated calcium channel activity; inositol 1,4,5 trisphosphate binding. Lineage: Eukaryota; Metazoa; Cnidaria; Anthozoa; Scleractinia; Pocilloporidae.
GCAUUUAUUAAGCUUUCUUCUGAUAUAUAGUUUGCUAGGAUUUUAGGGAAACUAACGCGCGUACGAAUGUUUCUCCGAAGGACACCCGCGAAGGUGGGAAGUAACCUUAACAAGAUUCCAUGUUGUCGUGCGUCCGUUCAGAAAAUAGAUAGCAGAUGACGUCAAAAUGUGGUAAGAAUAAUAAAGUGACACACGAGGUGCAGCCUAGCGUCACUUACAAGAGAUGCAGCCGAGUGUGUGACUGAUGUUCUUACCAAGUCUACCGUGAUCUAUCACUGCCCAGACGCAUAGCAACAUGGAGUGUAUUUGUUUUAUAUGAUAAACAAGAGUCUACACGGAGCCUACAUUCUGGCCGGAUUUGCUGUUCAGAUGGAGAGAAUUGAAGGCCUUGCGGUUUUUAGCAAAAUCGCUGUCGGGUGCUUUUCAUUCUUUACUUAACAUGGAGAGUUAUGCAGAUUAAGACUUUGGAACAAGUUGAUGCCAUGACAAAUUGGAAAUACUAAAGUGGCUUGAUGAAAUGUGGGAACUAACGUAAGGACCGCGGCAAAGUCAACAGAAAAGGAAUUAGUGACUUUGUGACUUAGCUUGAGUCGCGGAGAAAUCUAGAAUGACGGUAAUCAUCCAACUCCGCAGAAUAAUAAACGUAUACCUCGGGCGUUCUACAUAACCGGUGCUAAAUAGAUUAUCAAAUUUCCGGUUGCAAAAUUCAUCAAAUUUUAACGCUGCAGAUAAAAAGCUAAAAAAAUUUCAACAGUGACGUCGUCAAUUCGUCUGCUCUACAAUAGAUCAUAGAGAAGAACCAAUGUAAACGCGUGAAUAAUUCACGUGAACAAAUCAUGUAUGAUUUAUCGACACUCUGCCAAACAUCCUUAGUCGUCGAGUAUGAUGGCAAGUUCUAAACCACACUUUGCUGCAGUAACCCUCGAAGAUUUUACUGAUUCACGUGUUGGAGACAUAACACUCGGCGAGGAGCAAAGCAAAUUUCUUGAUGCAGCACGUGGUGGCGACGCACAUGGUGUUCGUUUGUACGUGCUGGAGAAACAUGUCGAUGUGAACUGCACGAAUUUGUCUGGAGAAACAGCUUUGCAGCUAGCAGUAAACAACGACCACCACAAUAUCGCCAAGUUUCUUCUUGAGAAUGGAGCUGAAGUGGGGAAUGCCUUGCUACAAGCUGUUGCGAAAGAUUCGGUCGAGUGGGUGAGAGCGUUGCUCGAUUUCGUGGAGGACUCGGAGAGUCGACCAACCAGUUCGAGCAAUGUGUCUUCCGAACAGCAGACGAGCCAGGUUCAGUAUAGUAGAUUCGUUUCCCCUUUGAUGUUGGCUGCCCACAAUGACAACCAGGAGAUUGUGAAACUUUUCUUGUCGAAGGGUUUCACUAUUGAAGAACCAGCAUUCCAUGAUAGAUCCUGUGAAUGCGAUGAAUGCAUGCGCUUGGGAAAGCGAUUGGGGACUUCUCUUUACCGUUUGCAGAGUUAUCGAGCGCUAACUAGCCCUGUAUACAUGUGCAUGUCGUAUUUACUCGACAAAUCAAGCGAGCAGCUGGUCGAAGAACAAGACUUAACUUCGUCCAAAGAUCCGAUCGUUCGAGCUUUCCUUUUGAAUCGGAAGUUGGAGAAUCUCGUGGAUACAGAGUACGAAUUCAAAGCGGACUACAAACAGUUGUCUAACAACUGCGAAGAAUUUGCAGUGGCACUUCUCGCCAAAUGCCGCACGAUGGAAGAAAUAAGCUGUGUAAUGGAGGUACCAGGUAUUGAUCAAGUACAGCAUGUCGAAGUCAGGGGAGGACCAGAAGCCCAAAAGCUCAGCGUGCUGAAUUUUGCCAUUGCUAAUGGUAAUGAGAAGUUUGUCGCUCACCCUUACAGCCAGCUUAUGCUCAACUCGGUGCUGUACGACAGAUUGGGAGGAUGGGAAGAUUUUGGCUUCCUAAAGAAAGUGAUAUGCAGUAUAUUAUUAACGUUACUGUUGCCAGUGUUGGUUUUAGUUUAUUUCCUGGCGCCUAACUCUCAAGUCAGCAAAAUGCUGAAGAAACCAUUCUUCAAGUUUGUAAGUCACGCGGGGUCGUUCUGCUGCUUUCUUAUCCUGCUCAUAUUUUCGUCGAUCCAGGACAAGUGGAUUGAUGUGCUUCAGUUUUCAGUCAUUGAUUUGUUCAUGUCGCUGUGGAUCGCCGGUCUGUUGUUCCAAGAGGCACAGGAGGCAUUUCGCCAAGGUAAAGAGCGUUAUAUUUCACAAUACUGGAACCUCGUCACACUGUUUAUGAUAGGGUUGUUCAUAAUUUCGGGAAUCCUUUGGAUUGCCGGGUUCAUCAUGACAGCGCAAGGAUUUGGAGGCUGGACAAUACCCAUUGGCGACGUAUUUGGUGACAAAGCCCAAGUGUACGCAUAUCGCCUUAUUCUCCUUUCUAAUGCCACAUUUUCCAUCAGUCUGGUGUUGAGCUUCAUAAAUGCUUCAAACUUUUUUCAAGUUAACUCCAUUCUCGGGCCUCUGCAGCUGUCCUUGGUGAAAAUGAUGCGAGACAUUAUCAAGUUUCUGUUCCUGUUUUUGUUGUUGUUUCUCGCAUUCGGUUGGGCCGAGCGAAAGGUUUACUCCCGGUACGUACAAACAAGGAAAGUUUUUCAGGGGAAUGAAACUGAACACGAAUUUGCCAGGAUCGGAGGAAGUUUGAGGUUCUUGUUUUGGGACUUGUUUGGCAUGUCGGAACUGUCGGACCUGAGAACACACAAGAACUUCAUCAUCACUCAAUACGCAGGGGAAGUUCUCCUGGGAUUAUACAGUAUUUUUUCCAUUGUAGUUGCCAUAAACAUGUUGAUUGCAAUGAUGACGAACUCCUAUCAGAGGGUCGCGGACGAUGCUGAUAUCCAGUGGAAGUUCUCGAGAACUCGGAUGUGGAUGCCAUAUCUGGACGAAGGCAAUGUAUUGCCGCCGCCAUUUAACCUCAUUCCUCAUCCGUAUUUGGUAAUCCGUCUCUGUAGAAGGUUUUGCGCUGAUCCGUCCUCCUUCCUGCGCGGAUGCUGUGCUAGGCGCGAAAGACCAGCGCCUCUACUAAAAGAUAAGGUGGACAUACAGAGGCGUCGCGUGGUAAUGAGGCGUUUGAUCCAGCGGUUUCUACUCACUAUUGAGAAUUCGAACAAACCCUUCCAGUCCCAUGCCCCUCAGCUUACAGCGGAGAGAUUGGGGGACUGUGGCGAACUAAAGGAUAUGAUUGCACAGUUGCAAGGCAUGUUGAGAAGGAGUGAAGAAAGGAAAGGUCUUGCUGAUGAUGAUGCAGCAAAACCACAGUCUGAGGAAAAAACCAAGGUAGAGAUUCAUCACAGAGGCAAUGGAACUUAUUGCAAAGCGGAGAAAGACACGGACGCUAUUCUGUGAGCUAGAUAUUGACAGUUAAAGAACUUUUAACAUUCCUUUUUAUAGUCCUCUAACUCGUUGAAUGGGCGUAGCUUGAAAAUUGAGUUCUUGUGGUGUCUCUAUAUGCGAACAUGUCACACGCUCACUCCAGUGAGAACGAUGACGUUACAGGGUCGCUCACUCAAUAAGAAUGGUGACAUACUUCAAAAAUUUUCGUUUAACUUGGGAAAAUUUUUGUUUGUUCACAUAUAAUGAAGAAGAUCGGAGACAUCACUCGGCAAAUCAAUUUGAUUGGUAAUUCGUAGAAAAAAGAAGUUUCUUCAUUUUCGUCAUUUUUAACUUUCUUAUUCCCACGUUUACUGAGUCCCCGGCUAAGAAAACUCUCAGCUUUUCAUAGAAGAAAUUAAAAAGAGAUCUGUUUCCAGGAAUUAUCCGUUUUUCCGUCAAUCGCAAAAUGCAUUGUUUCGAAGACGCAGAUCGAAAAAUAGGUGUUUGCAAGUAAUUUUCGAUAAAAUGAGAGAGCGACUUUUUUUUUUUAAGGUCCCUUAUUUUUUUACCCAAAGAUCUCUCACGCAGCUGCUAAGUCACUCGUGAUGAAUUUGCUUUUUUUGAGGAUUUCGAGAAACUCGUUCAAUUGACGACCGGUCUUUUUAAAUUUUAAGUUGGUUGUUAGUUCGCAGGUAUAAUAUUUUACAGCCAAUUUUGGAACAUGAUCAAAGUUUACCAGGAUUUUUUAUUCUUUAAUAGUAAGCGUGAUAAAACCAGAACAAAAGCCUCUGUAGUUUCAGAAAUAGACAUUUUAACACGUUUGAGAUGGAUUUUAAUGUAAAGAAAGAGGGUAAGGUUAGGGAGCUCGUUGAGGGUCAAAGAAUUUAUUUUAAGUGGCGUAUAUUUUUCAACAGCUCUACUAGAAAAAAGUGAAAGAUUGUGCUCAGAUGGCAAAAAUAUCUUGACUUUUUAGUUGUAUUAAAUGGUGCUUAUUUGAAAAAA